AUGGACGAAUAUACGGAAGCUCCAAUGGAGAGUGAUGAUGUCUUUCCCUGCAAAGGGUGCGGUGAGAUACUUGAGGAGGGUAAAGCAUUUGAAUUAGCCGGAAAUCGAUGGCAUCUUAAUUGUUUCCGAUGUAACACCUGCGGUACCCUUCUCGACUCGGACGCAAACCUUCUGUUGCUAGGAGACGGCUCACUUAUCUGCAAUAACUGCACUUACAGCUGUAGCGCUUGCGGCGAGAAGAUUGAGGACCUUGCAAUACUUACUGGUGACCAGGCUUUCUGUGCUGCCUGCUUCCGAUGCAGAAAUUGCAAGAGGAAAAUUGAAAACCUGCGAUAUGCAAGAACAUCACAAGGAAUUUUUUGCAUGAACUGUCACGAAUCCUUGAUGGCUAGGCGUAGAAAGAAAUCCAAAGCUGCCGCCCAGGCAAAGGCGCGCGAAAAAGACGCAUCACCAAUGAUUGUCGACAAAUCUCUCCCGGCACUCCCUCCUAAUGCAAUACCGCCAAAUGCCUUUUCCGACGACAGAGUUGAUCCCGAUUACGACACGCCUACAGAACUCUCGCCUCGACCACGACCAGCACAUCCUCGAAACGAUUCGUCAAGAAGCAAUUCAAGACCAUCCAGAUCACCUGAACGUUCGGUCGACCACAACGCAAGAGAUGAUGGAAUGACUCUGAAUUCGCGGACUUAUCGAAACAAUCGCAACUCAUCCAUGUUCUCAGGAAGCGAGGUUGGAGGUAAUACCACUGCAGAUGAUCAAAGCUUCUUCAUUCCAGUUGCUUUAGACCCAAGUCCGGUACCUUCCACAACCCCUCGAUCGACCUCAGAGGCUCUGGCCGACCCCAACAGGAAGCUGAAAGACAAAGAUUAUUUCAGUCUGCCAAAGCCAACUACAACUACUGGCUCAGACCGAAGGGAUACCUCGCAAACGUCCACGCCGCAUAUUGCUUUCCAAGAGAAGGGAAGACAAUCUUCUGUUGAUCACGAGAGUCCGCCUCCUAGGGACAUAGGAAGAAAGCUUUCUAAGUCUUCCAGAAGCGAUAAGAACGCGCCACCUAAAUCAACCCCUCCGGAAGACUGGUCUCAGAAGAUACCGAAUGGGAAGUCUCACUCUUCGGAUGAUUUCAAGUUGCAGGAAGCACCUAAGAGCAAGAAGACUGAUUCGCGGUCGGAUUCACAAUCGAACGCCGUUCAGGAUUCUACUCUUUCUAGGGGUAGCAGCAGUUCUAGCCGGAACGACAGUUCACCUCAGCAUUUGAACACAGGUGAUAAGACGGGCACCCCUCGUACUUCACAGGAUUCUCGCCCCAAAGAAGACGAUGAAGUGCGUUCCAACGACUCUCUACCUGCAUCAAUUAGCAAUAAUGGGAAGCCAGUUACCAGAAAAGAACUCCCCCCUACUGCCUCUAGAAACGUAAACGGUGCAGCAUCUCGACCCGCCGAACAAAAACUUUCUGAUGCGUAUAUGACCCCAAGGGCGCCGCCUGCUCCGCCAGUGUUGACUUCGGGUCAGGAGUCGAUGAGUUCGAAUGGUGAAAGCAAAACGUCGCCUAAAUUGCCGAGAUGGAGCGCAGGUGGUGACUUCAGUAUGGAUGAAGACAUGGCUCGUAUUCUAGGUACGGAUGAGGGUUCUUCCUCCAUACUUCGCCGGGUUUCGAACGCGGUGCGGCAUGGACGGACUAAUAGCACUGAGUCAAGCACUAACCUUCCUCGAGUUGGCCAUACUCGGAGCGCCAGUGAAACAACGCGCACGACUACAUCGCCUCGUUGGCCUAAGACCCCCAUAGCCGAGGAUGCCCUGAAUGGUAACAUACACGAUCUUACAAGUCCCUUGUCGGUAAAUUCGAACGAUGACCCGGUCCUAUUGAAACGACGAUUACGAAACUCGGAACAGAGAGUCGCAGAAUUGGAACGCCAGUUCAAUAACGAGAAAGACCUGAAGACUCUUAACCAGAAGCUCGAGGAGAAGCGGAAGACGGUUUCCGUAUUGGAUACUCAAACUGAAAUAAUGAUUCGUCAGUUGGAAGUGCUGGCCGGAUACGUGGAAAGGGCUAAGGAUACUAAGCGACCUAUUGACCCCCGCGAGUUAGAGGAAUCUGCACUGAAGGAUUUUGUACAGAAGCUCGAAAAGCUCAAGCAGUCCAUGUCAGCUAGCCUGGAGCAGCUCCAUACCGAGCGAGAUGAACUUGUUGAAGAGAAGAACAGAGCAAUUGCCGAAAGAGAUCGUGCUCGAGCGGAAUUUGAACAACUUGUGUCUAAGAACGCACAGUUGGCCGACUUGAACAACGAUCUCACGAACCAGAUCCAGGGACGAUUCAAGAACCAUUCAGACCCGAGAUCGCCUCCAAACGGACUUGGAAUCUACAACCAGCACAAGGGUUCAUCGAAUCAUUCGGUCAGCUUGGACAGCUCCAGCAUCCAGACCGGUACGACAGUCCUUGCUGGAGACCACGAAGAGCCAAUCCUCGAGGCCGGACCAACCGUAGUGAAGAUAGGAAAGGGUCAGGUCAAGAAGUUCAACUGGAAGAAGGGAUCAAAAGCCAUGGCUCAGAACAUUGCCAAGGGUGUAAACCGUACAGUUGUCGCCUUCCAACAACCAGAACGUGAGCGUCACCAGCUAGGCAUGGCUGGCGAAAGCAUUGGUCUCCCUUACAACAUGACGGUUGUACCUGUUGAGUCACCAGUUACGCAUACACCUAUAAAUGGCCAACAAAAUCGACAAGCUGUAGACGGAGGUCGCCAAGGUUUCUUCGGAUUCAAGAAGGGAAAUACACUCCCAAGAACGAUGACAGCAAUUAACGUAUCAUCCCCGGCUCUCGCCGAGGCGCCCUCAGUUCUCUUUGGCUCUGAACUAGCAGAGAGGGCUGAUUACGAGCGCCGUCAGAUCCCGUGCGUUGUAACGCGGUGUAUUGAAGAGGUCGAGCUCAGGGGUAUGGAUAUGGAAGGUAUCUACCGGAAGACCGGUGGAAACUCCCAGACCAAGGCUAUCCAAGAAGGGUUCGAUAAGAAUGAGAACUUUGAUAUUUCGGAUCCGGACAUAGACAUCACGGCUGUGACAAGCGUACUGAAACAGUAUUUUAGGAAGCUGCCGACACCAUUGCUCACAUUUGAUGUUUAUGACCGCAUACUUGAGACAAAUUCACUUGCGAGUGACGAGGAGAAAUGCACGCAUCUGCAAAGUGUAUUCCAGCAGCUCCCGCCUCAGCACAAGGAUUGUCUUGAAUUUUUGAUGUUCCAUCUUCAUCGUGUCGCUGAGCGAGAACGAGAUAACCUUAUGACCCCCAAGAAUCUUGCUGUGGUUUUUGCACCUACCAUCAUGCGAGACCACAAUAUUGAGCGAGAAAUGACAGACAUGCACGCUAAGAAUCUUGCUGUGCAAUUUAUCAUUGAGAAUACCCACAACAUUUUCACUUAA
Molecule: messenger RNA, 3414 nt
Organism: Daldinia caldariorum
Lineage: Eukaryota; Fungi; Ascomycota; Sordariomycetes; Xylariales; Hypoxylaceae
Product: RhoGAP-domain-containing protein
Exons: 6
Coding region: 1-3414 (1137 amino acids)
Biological process (GO): regulation of GTPase activity; signal transduction
Cellular component (GO): cytoplasm
Source: RefSeq, a predicted model, not a curated record